CCAUAAUGCUACGAAGACCGGAAGUUCCGGCUUAAUCAUUUCCCGAACAAGAAGUUGCCAGUUCAAAACAAACGUUAGCUUGUAGUGAGAGUAUUCAGCACUAUAAAUCACUCUUUCUCGCAUGUAAAUCAAAGACGUUUCGUAUGUAUUAAUACCAUUCAUGCUGGUCAACCUGCCUUUUUGGUACGAAGAAGUUUAUUCUACACCUAAGAUCACUGCGGGGAUUUUAAGACAAAGCUGGUUACACGUUUACCAAGCAUCCAGUGUUUCCAUGGAGACUCCAGAACCAGGCCCGGCCGAUGGAGAGGAGCGUCCCGUAGAGUUGCGACCCCGGACACGCUCCAACCCCGAAGGCGCAGAGGACCGUCGCAGCAGCACGGGCAGCUUGGGAGGCAACGGAAACCAGAGCAUAUCUCAGCCCGCGGUGGGGAACCGCGUGGAAGGCGAAGGGGAAGCCUCGACCAGCGACAGCCCCCCGAGCUCCGUCACCACAACAGUGUCCGCGGCCACAUCUCAGGCUGUGGUUCCACCCGCGGCUGUUUCUGCUGGUUCUGGGGCUGUGGCCAGCACCACGGCACAGCUGUCCACUGUUGCUGUGACAGUCAAAGAGAGGCCGAAGCCCCCACAGCAGCAGCCCAUGGUCUGUACGUCCAUUCCUCCACCUGCAGAGUACCAGCUCAGAGUUCCCAGAGUCAACUGCCCAGAAAAAGUGAUAAUCUGCUUAGAUCUUUCUGAAGAAAUGUCCUUACCAAAGCUGGAGUCUUUCAACGGAUCUAAAACGAACGCCUUGAACAUAUCCCAGAAGAUGAUUGAGAUGUUUGUGAGAACGAAACACAAGAUCGAUAAACGGCACGAAUUUGCCCUGGUUGUCAUCAACGACGAUGCUCUGUGGCUGUCUGGCUUCACAUCUGAUCCCAGGGAGCUGUGCAGCUGUCUGUAUGACCUGGAGACCAACGUGUGCGAGUCCUUCAACCUGGAAGAUCUCCUUAACGUCAUUCGUCAGAAGAUUGAGCUGCCGCUGAUGGAGAACGUUCAGACCAUCCCUCCUCCAUACGUGGUGCGGACGGUGCUCAUCUACAGCCGUCAUGCCGGGCCAAUGCAGUUCAACCCUUCAGAGGCUGUUACCAAAAUGCUUCAGUCUCCCUAUUUCUUCUUUGAUGUGGUCUAUUUACACAACGGGAUGGAAGAACAAGGCGAUGAGACCAGCUGGAGGGACAACUACACUUCCUUCUGCAGCCUGGACUCCAAAGGCAUGUGCUAUCGCUUUGAGGUCUCCCUGAGUGGACCCGCCAUCGAGCUGCACAACUGCAUGGCCAAGCUGCUGGCCCAUCCUCUUCAGAGGCCUUUCCAGAGCCACGCCUCCUACAGCCUGCUGGAGGGGGACGACGCCCCCGACGCAGAGGCUACAGUGUGAAACGGACAGAUGAAAAUAGGCCGCGCUUCAAUGUGAAAUCCACACAUGCUGCAAAUUUGCAGAAAAGUUUUUAUUUUUAUUGCUUUUGUUGUUUUUUUUUUCUUUUUAUCUAAAUGCACAUUGUUACUGUUAUUUUCUUUUUCUUCUGUUUUAAACAAAGGUUGUGAGAAUAUGUGGGAAAUGAGGGUUUCAAUAAGUCGCCGAUUGUAAUAAAUGUAUUCUGUUAUUUGAUGCCAAAUCACUUGAACUGUCCUGAUAAUGUGGGAGUAGGUGGUGAGAAUUCAAAUAAAUAAAAAAUAACCUAUUUAAUGACAGAAGACAGAAGAAUCACUUCCACAUUUUCCAUUUUGAUUUUAAAAUCACACAGCGGGCGAAAUGACAGUUUGAUCCUCUGCUGAUUUUGAUCAUUUGCUAACUAAACGGUUUAUAUUUGUUUUUUUAUUGCAGGGAGUUUUAAUGUUGAGAGACAGAUUAUCAACCAAAUAUCCAUAAAAAGUACAUCACAUAAAAAAAUAGGGACUAAUUUUCAUUUCAUUAAAUGAACAUAUUUGAUCCCCCAGCUAAACUUGACUUAGAAGUGAUUAGGAAAAAGGUUUGAUUUCAGAAUAAGAUGAAGAUGUUUCUUUUAGUUUGUCACUGGGUUUGGAUCAUUUUUGGAUCACAUCAUCAGGACUUUCUGAACGAAGUCUGCAGCUUAACGUUACCUUAAUGUUACUCUUCUUUAGCUGCUUCUUCGUUUCCUCGCUGGUAUAAUUUGAAUUAUUAUAUGAUCUACAGGGUUCUGGUUGAGGGAAACUGGUUCUGGUACUAGUUCUUUCAGUGCUUGUCUUGCCCAUUGGCACAUCAGUGUGGGGAAAUCAUUCUGUAAUAUUGACACAAAGCAACAUUCUCCCAUACUGUGGGGAUGAUGACCUCUCUGGCAGGUUAUGUUGCUGCAUUUUGACCUUAUCUGACAAUGUACUUUCUCUCUAGCCGUACUGAUUUACUUAGAUAUUCACUGGUAAAUUUUAAGAUGGAUCUCUCUAUUCGAGUCAUACUCUGGGUUUGGUCAUGGCUCCAUUUCCUCCGUCGUCGUGUCGUGACAUGGAGCCAAUAAGCCUGUGGGUCUGCUGAGGUCUUGUUGGACUUGUGUGUCUUCACUUCCUCAUGAUAAUGCCUCACAGAGGCCAGCUUGGUGCCCAAUCAAGCACAGGGAUGCCAUGGGAAAAAAGCAGGCAUCAUUUCAGGGGUCUGGGGAGGUGCCAAAUAAUGAGGGUAAUGAAAUCUGCUUCUCCACAAAGCUUUAGACCUUGGCGUUCAAACAAAUAGCAAAUAGACUUUGGAUCAUUUAGCAACGUUUCACUUCUAUUUCUCCUCCGCCCAGGUAAGGUGGUUCUGACAUUGUGGAUCAGCAGUAGUUCUUACAGUUGUGUCCUGGUCUGGGUAUGUCCAUCACUCUGAUGGCUCUUGAAGCAUCUCAUCUCUUGACUGGGCUUUGCUUUACAAUCCGCUUAAAACUGGAGGUAUUAUUUUUUUUUUACUGCACUUCACACAACUUUCUAUUAAUAUGCUUGAAUUAUAGAGCUCAUCAUCUUUCUCAUGAUCAUCCUCACCUCAUCACGCCAAGCAAGAUCCUCCUCAGAACUCCAGACUGAGAGUGGGUUGAUGGUGAUUCUGUAUAGUUUUUCCAUUUCAAAACAAAUAAAAUGGGUUUUCUCCAUCUCACCGACCUUUUAGUAAUCUAUUCCAGGUCCCUGAAGUCCUUUGACACCUCUUUAGUGUUGUAGCACAUGGUGAUGGAGAGGUUUGAAGAGAAGAAUCUGGUUCUGUGGACAUGGAUUAUAUAAAACCAUUGGAUUCAGCUCAGCUGUGACAGAUUGAAUGAUUGAUUCACGGGUCGUAUUAAGUCUGCAGUGCGGACCCAGAAUCAAAUAGCAUUUAUCCAAAUGAGCAAACUCACACAAUCAACAGCGGAUCAAACACCCAUCUCACCCGCUUCACAUAAUAUUGAUGUUUUUUUUUUAUCAUCUUAAAGACCAAAAUCAAGCAAAUUGCGAAUCACUUGAAGCGUUUCCAUGCCGGGUUUGAAACAAACAUGAAAUGUUAGUUUACUUUAAAAGAAAAAUAACAAAUUUUAUCUGUGUAGCUUUAGUUCUGACUGUACAGUUUAUAUUGGGGCCAGUUUUGCUUGUAGGUCACACAAUGUGACUGUAGUAUGUUGUCAUUUUGACGUGUUUUCCUUGACAGUGAUUCGUGUGACGGUUUCACUGCAAAUCCAGCUUCUCUCAUUAAGAAACUGCACAGACAAGCUUUUACUGAAGCUUAUUUCUGGGUAUUAAAGAGGCACAUUGAA
This is a messenger RNA of Fundulus heteroclitus (mummichog), 3746 nucleotides long. RefSeq names its product BRISC and BRCA1 A complex member 1 (gene babam1). Gene Ontology annotation, biological process: mitotic G2 DNA damage checkpoint signaling; double-strand break repair; protein K63-linked deubiquitination. The coding region runs from base 161 to 1414 and encodes 417 amino acids. The transcript is spliced from 10 exons. Gene Ontology annotation, cellular component: BRISC complex; BRCA1-A complex; nuclear body. The record is from RefSeq and is a predicted model, not a curated record. Lineage: Eukaryota; Metazoa; Chordata; Actinopteri; Cyprinodontiformes; Fundulidae.